This is a messenger RNA of Oncorhynchus keta (chum salmon), 448 nucleotides long. RefSeq names its product cytochrome c oxidase assembly factor 5. The transcript has a single exon. Gene Ontology annotation, biological process: mitochondrial respiratory chain complex IV assembly. The record is from RefSeq and is a predicted model, not a curated record. Gene Ontology annotation, cellular component: mitochondrion. The coding region runs from base 109 to 336 and encodes 75 amino acids. NCBI's taxonomy places the organism in Eukaryota, Metazoa, Chordata, Actinopteri, Salmoniformes, Salmonidae.
CUGAAAUAUGGUGGCUUGCAUUACAAUGUUCAUGUAACAUACUGUAGUUAAAUAUAUUCUUCAAAUCUACAUUUCUUGCGUAAUUGUCUUAAAUGUAAGUGCAGCACAAUGCCUAAAUUCUACGAGGACAAAGAGGAGGAUGGCAGGGCCUGCUCGGGAAUCAGGGAGGACUUCAAGGCAUGUCUCCUUCAACACGACUGCGUUGUAAAGGAGGGGAAGAUGCCCAGUCAGUGUCUGAAGGAGGGCCACUGUAAGGCACUGCAGACCUCUUUCUUCGAGUGCAAGAGGUCCAUGUUAGAUAACCGGUCCAGAUUCAGGGGAAGGAAAGGCUACUAAUGGACCAAAGUUGAACAUCUCUGCAAUACUCACAGCACUGAAAUGAUUAAUUGUGAAUAGUAGCAAAACUAACUUAAAGGGGUCCAAAUGGGGGUUGUGUUUUAUUAUGCUG